Antrostomus carolinensis (chuck-will's-widow) is the source of this 588-nucleotide messenger RNA. RefSeq names its product heat shock 70 kDa protein 14. Gene Ontology annotation, molecular function: ATP binding; ATP-dependent protein folding chaperone. Lineage: Eukaryota; Metazoa; Chordata; Aves; Caprimulgiformes; Caprimulgidae. The record is from RefSeq and is a predicted model, not a curated record. The annotation marks the transcript as partial. The transcript has 6 exons.
GUUGUUGGUUUAGCUGCAAAGCAAAGUAGAAUAAGAAAUAUUUCAAACACUGUGGUGAAAGUAAAGCAGAUCCUUGGGCGAAGCUCUGGUGACCCACAGGCAGAGAAAUAUAUUGCAGAAAGCAAAUGUUCAGUAGUUGAGAAGAACGGAAAGCUUCAGUAUGAAAUAGAUAAUAAAUUGAUUAACCCAGAAGAUGUGGCAAAACUGAUUUUCAGUAAAAUGAAAGAAACUGCUCAGUCUGCAUUGGGCUCAGAUGUAAAUGACGUUGUUAUCACUGUACCGUUUGAUUUUGAAGAGAAUCAGAAAAAUGCCCUUGGGGAAGCAGCUGCAGCUGCUGGAUUUAAUGUUAUGAGAUUAAUUCACGAGCCAUCUGCAGCUCUCCUGGCUUAUGGAAUUGGCCAAGAUUCACCCACUGGGAAAAGCAAUGUGUUAGUUUAUAAACUUGGUGGAACAUCACUUUCUAUCACAGUCAUAGAAGUAAACAGUGGAAUAUAUCGUGUGCUUGCUACAAACACAGAUGACAGCAUUGGUGGAGUUUACUUCACAGAAGCUUUAGCACAACACUUGGCUUCUGAAUUUCAGAGGUAG